Messenger RNA from Moneuplotes crassus, 815 nucleotides. The record is from the annotation of a GenBank genome assembly. Lineage: Eukaryota; Ciliophora; Spirotrichea; Euplotida; Euplotidae.
UUGUAAUUGCUCGGUAUGAAUAAAGUGAGAGAUAAGCCCAAGAAGGCUCAUCAGAAGAAAAUAAGGAGAACGAAACUUAACAGAACUGUUGAGAUUAGGGGGUCUUCGAAGCCCCCGCCUUAUACGAAAACCGCGCUUAUGAGGGAGCAGAGAUGAACGGAGAUUGAGCGAGAGAAUAGGAUUUUGUUUGAGAAAAUGUCAAAAAUAUUUAACAGGAAAGCUGAAUUCAGAAAAUUUAGUAGUAGCCCAAAACCAACCAGGCCAAAGAUUAGACAAGUGAAAGGGAUUCAUACAACUAUGGAUUCAGAUCAUAUUGCUAAAGAAAAUUUGCGCUUGCUUAGUAGGCUACAAGGCUGUAAGCCAAAUUAUAACUUUGAUAAAUUAAGAUCUGAUUACAAAGCCCAUUCGAAACGAGUGAAGAAGAUUUCUAAAAAUAAGAUUCUAAGGAAGGGAAUGAUGGACAUUUCAAUGCCAAAAAUUAAGCUUAAUAAAUCAAGGAUUAAUAAAUCAUUUAAAAGUGUGGAGCCAAAGAGAAAAGUAAUGAAAACCUCUAAUUUUCCUCCGUUGAAUGUCACUGUUAAGGAAAGACCUUCUAAGACAAAGCUCCUUAAGAGAAGAGCUCGCAGAAUUUUGCGAUUGAAUUCUAAAUAAGCACAGGUCAACAUUCACUCGGAUAAAAUCUCAAUCUCCAAAAAUACGAGAUAAAUCUAAAUUCAUAACUUCCAGCUCAACUAUGAUGCUCCAAAAACAAUAGGCUCGAAUACAACUAACUAGAAUUCUUAAUUUAAACGGCAAAAUGAUGAUUAUUAAUCUAU